UGUAGCUCGCGAAAUAUACGUGACGUGUCUCCCAUCGGGUGUCAAAAGUUUGAGAGAUUUCGUGAGGUUGAUGUUGGACCGAUUAAACGACGUCUCGGAUAAAAUUAAGUGAAAAUGUUAACGAAAUUCGAAACAAAGUCCGCGCGAGUGAAGGGGUUGUCCUUUCAUCCGAAACGUCCUUGGGUGCUUGCGAGUUUACACAAUGGCGUCAUUCAAUUAUGGGACUACCGUAUGUGCACCCUGCUCGACAAAUUUGACGAGCACGAUGGACCCGUACGAGGAAUAUGUUUCCACAAUCAGCAACCGCUGUUCGUUUCUGGCGGCGAUGAUUACAAGAUUAAGGUUUGGAAUUAUAAGCAACGUAGAUGUAUCUUCACCCUGCUAGGUCAUCUGGACUACAUCAGAACUACUGUGUUCCAUCAAGAGUAUCCCUGGAUUCUCAGCGCUUCGGACGAUCAGACUAUCCGAAUCUGGAACUGGCAAAGUCGCACUUGCAUUUGUGUAUUAACUGGACAUAAUCAUUACGUAAUGUGCGCGCAAUUUCAUCCUACGGAAGACAUUAUUGUGUCAGCUUCGUUGGAUCAAACGGUCCGGGUUUGGGAUAUCUCUGGAUUACGCAAAAAGAAUGUAGCGCCAGGUCCAGGAGGUCUUGAGGAUCACCUGAAAAAUCCCGGAGCAACCGAUUUAUUCGGCCAGGCCGAUGCAGUGGUGAAGUACGUUCUAGAAGGCCACGAUAGAGGCGUAAAUUGGGCGUGCUUCCAUGGUACGUUACCCUUGAUCGUCUCCGGAGCUGAUGAUCGGCAAAUUAAGAUGUGGCGGAUGAACGACGCUAAGGCUUGGGAAGUGGACACGUGUCGCGGCCAUUAUAAUAACGUAUCCUGCGUGUUGUUCCACCCUAGACAAGAUCUCAUUCUCUCGAAUUCGGAAGAUAAAAGCAUCAGAGUGUGGGAUAUGACAAAACGCACGUGUCUGCACACAUUCAGACGGGAACAUGAGAGAUUCUGGGUUCUCGCUGCUCAUCCGACUCUGAAUCUUUUCGCCGCGGGCCACGAUUCCGGAAUGAUCAUCUUCAAACUCGAGAGGGAACGUCCCGCGUAUGCGGUUUAUGGAAAUCUUCUGUAUUACGUGAAAGACCGUUUUCUUCGGAAGCUUGAUUUCACUACGUCCAAGGAUACAUCGGUGAUGCAAAUUCGCGGCGGAGGAAAAACGCCGCCUUACAGUAUGUCGUACAAUCAGGCGGAAAAUAGCGUUCUAGUGUGCACGAGAUCACCCUCGAAUAUCGAGAAUAGCACUUAUGAUUUGUACAUGAUACCGCGUGAAGGGGAUUCGAGUACAGAUGCUGAUACCAAACGAGCAUCCGGUGUUACCGCUAUCUGGGUUGCCAGAAAUCGAUUCGCUGUAUUGGAUAGAGCGUAUUCGUUGGUUAUCAAGAAUCUGAAGAACGAGGUCACAAAGAAGGUGCAAAUUCCAAACUGCGAUGAAAUAUUUUAUGCUGGCACUGGCAUGCUACUUCUGCGCGAUCCAGAACAGGUAACGCUGUUCGACGUACAGCAGAAGAGAACUUUGGCGGAAGUGAAAAUCGCAAAAUGUAGAUACGUCGUGUGGUCCAGCGACAUGUCUCACGUCGCCUUGCUGGCCAAACACACUGUCAACAUUUGCAAUCGUCGAUUAGAAUCUCUCUGUUCCGUGCACGAAAACACGAGAGUAAAGUCUGGCGCCUGGGAUGAUUCCGGUGUAUUCAUUUACACGACUAGCAACCAUAUUAAAUAUGCGAUCAGCAACGGCGAUCAUGGUAUCAUCCGCACGCUAGACUUGCCAAUCUAUGUCACGAGAGUGAAGGGGAAUCAAGUUUACUGUUUGGAUCGAGAAUGCAGACCGAGAAUCCUUCGAAUAGAUCCGACGGAAUAUAAAUUCAAACUAGCACUAAUUAACAGAAAAUACGAAGAAGUUUUACACAUGGUUCGCACUGCGAAUCUCGUUGGACAGUCGAUUAUAGCAUAUCUGCAACAGAAAGGAUAUCCAGAAGUAGCGCUUCACUUUGUAAAAGAUGAGAAAACGAGAUUUGGUCUCGCACUUGAAUGUGGUAACAUCGAAGUUGCGUUGGAAGCGGCGAGAUCUCUCGAUCAAAAAUCGUGCUGGGAAAGCUUGGCGCAAACUGCCUUGCUACAAGGCAAUCAUCAAGUCGUGGAAAUGUGCUAUCAAAGGACCAAGAACUUUGAAAAGUUGGCCUUCCUUUAUCUCAUAACCGGCAACCUAGAGAAACUCCGUAAGAUGAUAAAAAUUGCGGAAAUUCGAAAAGAUGUAUCCGGACAAUAUCAAGGAAGUUUGCUGCUUGGCGACAUUUACGAGCGGGCCAAAAUUUUGCGAAACUCUGGACAAGCAUCAUUAGCGUAUGUCACCGAAAAAAUUCAUGGUAUAUCAAACGAGGAGGACGACGCUCACUAUGAGUCGAUGAGCGAAGAACUUUCUGCACUGGAGAAGGGUGCUAUAUACCUUCGCCCACCUGUACCUAUUCAACAAGCUGAAAACAAUUGGCCGCUGUUGACAGUUUCUAAAGGUUUCUUCGAGGGCGCGAUGAUGUCUCGCAGCAGGACUCAGGUAGCCGCUGCUCUCGCUUUGGAGGACGACGGUGCAGCGACACCCGAAGGCUGGGGCAACGACGAGGAACUCGGUAUAGACGAUGAAGAACUCGUGGACGCGGAAAUCGCACCGGAAGGCGAGGAGAAUCCUGGAUGGGAUGUUGAAGACGUCGAUCUUCCACCAGAACUCGAGGCAGCAACAACUGCCAACGAAGACGGUUAUUAUUCGCCACCCACUAAGGGAAUUCCACCGACUCAGAAUUGGAUAAAUAACUCCAAGUUACCGAUCGAUCACAUAUUGGCCGGGUCAUUUGAGUCCGCUUUCAGAUUACUGAACAACCAAGUUGGGGUAGUGGAAUUCGGACCUUAUCAGCCUUUGUUUUUGAAUACGUACGCCCGCUCUAGAACAUCCUACGCUUGUCUGCCUAGUGUACCGUCGUUGUACGGAUAUCCACAAAGAAACUGGAAGGAUACCAGUUGGAAGGAUGCUACAUCAAAAACUGGUGUACCUGCAGUAGGAUUACAUCUUGCCGAAUUAGUUCAGCGUCUUCAGAUGUGCUAUCAAUUGACGACCAAUGGCAAAUUUGCUAAAGCGAUAGAGAAGCUACAAGGAAUCUUACUAAGCGUACCGUUGCUCGUCGUUGAUACUAAACAGGACAGCGCGGAAGCUCAACAAUUGAUUCAGAUUUGUCGCGAAUAUAUCUUAGGUUUGAAAAUGGAAACUGAACGUAAAAGUCUACCAAGAGCCACAUUAGCUGAUCAUAAGAGAAUUUGCGAGAUGGCGGCGUAUUUUACACACUGUAAUCUGCAACCUGUUCAUCAGAUUCUCACGCUUCAAGUAGCUGUGAAUCUAUUCUAUAAAUUGAAGAAUUACAAAACCGCUGCUUCGUUCGCGAGAAGAUUACUCGAGCUCGGACCAAAUCCUGAGCUUGCGCAAAAAAUUCGAAUUUUAUUACAGUCUUGUGACAAGAAUCCUGUCGAUGAGCAUAAAUUAGCAUACGAUGAACACAAUCCAUUUUCGUUGUGUGCAAGCACAUUCACACCUAUUUACAAAGGAAAACCGGAAGUAAAAUGUCCAUUGUGCGGUGCUAGCUAUAACCCACAAUUUAAAGAUACAGUAUGCAAGAUAUGUGAAGUUGCUUUGAUAGGCAAAGAACAUUAACAUUCUAUUUAUAUUGUUAUCAUGCUAUUAGUCUUACUCGCUAUCUGGAGUGAAUUUUGAAGGAAUAGAAGCGAUACAACUUUAAGAAUAUUAUAUGUGGAUACUUAUUCUUGUUGUAAUUUUCUAAUUGGUUAGUGCAGAAAUUAAUCUCUAAUAAAGCCUUCUCAAAAAAAAUU
Messenger RNA from Camponotus floridanus (Florida carpenter ant), 3917 nucleotides. RefSeq names its product coatomer subunit alpha (gene alphaCOP). Bases 115 to 3741 code for a protein of 1208 amino acids. Gene Ontology annotation, molecular function: structural molecule activity; protein binding. The record is from RefSeq and is a predicted model, not a curated record. NCBI's taxonomy places the organism in Eukaryota, Metazoa, Arthropoda, Insecta, Hymenoptera, Formicidae. Gene Ontology annotation, biological process: endoplasmic reticulum to Golgi vesicle-mediated transport; intracellular protein transport; retrograde vesicle-mediated transport, Golgi to endoplasmic reticulum. The transcript has 7 exons. Gene Ontology annotation, cellular component: COPI vesicle coat.